Messenger RNA from Triplophysa dalaica, 785 nucleotides. RefSeq names its product translocase of inner mitochondrial membrane 9 homolog (gene timm9). The record is from RefSeq and is a predicted model, not a curated record. The coding region runs from base 100 to 369 and encodes 89 amino acids. Lineage: Eukaryota; Metazoa; Chordata; Actinopteri; Cypriniformes; Nemacheilidae. The transcript is spliced from 4 exons.
UGCCAAAAGGAAUCACCGGAUGUGGGUCUUGUUCUCCUUGGUUCACGUGCCCUUCACAUCCCUAGUUCUGACAGAAUAGCAUCCGAUAAUAAUCUAACUAUGGCAGCUCAGGUCACUGAAUCAGAUCAAAUUAAACAGUUUAAAGAAUUUUUGGGCACCUACAACAAACUGACAGAAAACUGCUUUAUGGAUUGUGUAAAAGAUUUCACUACAAGAGAAGUCAAACCAGAAGAGACCACGUGCUCUGAGAGCUGCUUACAGAAGUACCUGAAGAUGACACAGAGGAUCUCCAUGCGUUUCCAGGAAUAUCACAUCCAGCAAAAUGAAGCAUUGGCUGCUAAAGCUGGCUUGUUAGGACAGCCGCGGUAAUCAACUGCUAUUACAAUGGACUCCAAACCAGUACGCCACUCUUUCUGUUUCAGUGUGGAGAAGGGGUCUCCAAACUGGACCCCGCAGAGGACAGAGAGACAUGGGUGAAGGCGUGAGAAGUCCUCAUAGCUCCAUCACAUCUUCACAUAACGGGAUUGAGGGGGUUUCCUUUCAAAAAGGACGGAUACUCAAAUAUUGAUGGAUGCAGAUACUGAUUUGUUGACAUGCUACAAAAUAUUAUCACUUAUUGAGUUUAUUACUGAAUGUAAUUUAACUGAAGAAAUAAACAUGUUUAGGAAAGGUGAACUUUAACGUUUGCAUUACGCACUCAAUGCAAGAUUUUACUUUGGAGUAAAUGUGUGGCAUGAAAUUUCUGCUUUAAUUCAAGCUAAUAAAGACAACGUGAUGAAUCAGAA